AUGUCAUCAGAUAUAGAGAAACAACAAUAUAGUCUUAGUGAUGAUGAAGAAGAAGGAGAAUGGGAAAAUACAACUAUAAAACCACUUUUACAAGAUAAUAGUAAAGAAGAAACCAUACAUAAUAAUAAUAAUAAUAAUAAUAAUAAUAAUAAUAAUAAUAAUAAUAAUAAUAAUAAUAAUAAUAAUAAUAAUUUAAAAAUUUCAAAAACAACAAUAAUAAAAACAACCAAUGAUAACAAUGAUAACAAUGAUAAUAAUGAAAUAUUUUUAAACUUAAAUCCACAUAAUGAAAAUAUAAAUAAUAUAGUUUUAAAUAAUAGUAUGAAUCAUUCAUAUGAUAAAAAUAUAAUAUAUAAAACAGAAGGUCCAUUUAAUGAAAGGUAUCCGGUAUUAGUAGAGAACCUGGUAUCACCCAAUUUACCUUUAACAUUUUUCAGAGGUUUAUUAGUAAUCAUAUUAGUAGUUGUUUUCCUUCUUUUAACAACAGCAUAUUUUAUAGAGUAUAGAUUUUUGGACACUAACGAAAUUAAUGGUACUGACAAAAGAAACACUGUACAUUAUUUAUUUAUAAUAACAAGACCAUUGGUUUUGGUCCCAUUAUUAUUCAUCAUACCGCUGUAUGGUUUAAAUGACAAAAAAACAAGAAAAUAUAGUGUAUUCAUCGCAAUAGCAUUGGUUUUAAAUAUUAUUGGUGACUGUAUUUAUUCGAUUCAAAUUAACAUUCAAAGUACAAAUGGUAGUGAAGGAAGUAUUUCAAGUGAGGAUGAUCCUGGUAUAAGUGGCGAUAGUGGAAGUGGUGCUGUUGCUUUGGUAAUGUUAAUAGUAUUCUCAAAAUCAAUUGCACCCUAUAUGCAUAGAAAUAGUUUUAGUCCAUUACCAUCAAUCAAUGUAUUUUAUGAUAAAUCAGCAAUAUCAAUAUCAACACCAUCAUUGAUUGAUAGCAGUACCUCGAUAAAGCUAUUAGAACAGGAUAAUCACAUUGAUAAAUUAAAUAUAGAUUUUAGGUUAAAUGAUUUAAAUCGAAUAUAUAAUAGCAAUAAUGAUAAUACAGCAUCAUUAAAAUCAUCAUCAGCAGAUGCAUCAUCGACAUCAUCAGAAGAGUUAGAGGAUAUGGACCCAGUUCAUUUUACAUUAAUUUGCACAUAUGGAUUUAUUGAAGCUACAAUGGUAUGGAGAGCAUUAUCACUAACAAGUUCUUUUCCAGGUACCAACCCUUCUAGAAUAUUAUUAUGGUUUUGUGUUUUAGGAGCAACCACAUUUGGAAUAGUAGAUACAUUGUUGGUUAUUAACAGUUAUUAUCAUCCAAUUCAACCUAUAUUCUAUCUAUCGAACGCACUAAACUGGUUAGCAUCAUCACUCAUUGUAUUUUCAAUACCCAGACGUUUAGAAAUCAGAGACUACAUCUACAAAGUAUUUAGAUUAAAUAGAAGAAGCUUUAAAAUUAUUUCCAAUUCAAUGGCAUUUAAAAAUAGUAAAAAUAAACUAUCAAAAACAAAUAUAAACUCAUAA
Molecule: messenger RNA, 1509 nt
Organism: Dictyostelium purpureum
Lineage: Eukaryota; Evosea; Eumycetozoa; Dictyosteliales; Dictyosteliaceae
Exons: 2
Coding region: 1-1509 (502 amino acids)
Source: RefSeq, a predicted model, not a curated record